Messenger RNA from Hyalella azteca, 4398 nucleotides. RefSeq lists its product as uncharacterized. The transcript is spliced from 12 exons. Bases 170 to 3034 code for a protein of 954 amino acids. NCBI's taxonomy places the organism in Eukaryota, Metazoa, Arthropoda, Malacostraca, Amphipoda, Hyalellidae. The record is from RefSeq and is a predicted model, not a curated record.
CAGAGAGAGAAAAUAUUGCAUGUAUAAGAUUAAAGCCAGGCUGUCGUUUCAAAUGUUUUCAUCAUAAUUUCAAUGAUUUGUUAUCCUGAUACAACAGACCUGUUAUGAACAAAGACAAUUUUUAAAUGAAAUUUUGUUAGUCAUGUCAACUAUUUACACACAUUGAAUUAUGGCCACUGAGUCUUGCUCUGAGAGCAGCAACAAUAAUCAAAUUUUCCUGGACUACAGUGCCAAAAGUUCUAACUUCCUUUCUGGUUCCUACACUUUGCUACUGGCUCUACAACAUAUUCACAGAGGACUGAAAGAAGAGAAUCACAGAUUACCAAAGAGCUCCCUCAAAACGCACAGUAUUGUCAUUGGACGGCAUGAAGAAGUAUUGCUCAAAGUCAUUCAACUGCUCAAGUCAUAUGCUAUGAAUUUUAUAGAUUUUCAUGUUGAGUACUUGGAGCUCCACAAAUGCAAAGAUCAAUGCAAUGGUCCUGCUAGAGCAAGAGCCCGCAGCAGUAGAAAAUCUCUUAUCUUGCAGCGUGAUGCCAUUCUCCAUUGUGUGGAUAAAAUUGUUUUAUGUCAGCUGCGUUUUAUGUCACAGCAUUUUAGUGAAUCUUCUGACUCAUUUAAAGGGGAAAAUGUUUUUAAAGUUAUUAGGUGCUAUAAUGCAAUUCUUGAAAAACUUAAAUUGUGCUCUGAAGCCGAUUUUGAACUUGAAGAAGAAAAACCCCGUGUACAAGAAGAAAAUGUUGAUUUAAAUGCUCCAUCAACUAGUUCUCUUUCUGUACCAUCCACCAAAAAGAGACAGUCUGAGCCACCACCUGCUCCACCACCUAUUGAGAAAAUAAAAAUUCGCCUCACACCUGAGCCAAUGGUUGCUCCAUCUUCUCAGCUUAAAAAGUUCACUGCGUCACGUAUUCUGCAAAGUGUAGGCUCAGUACGAUGUGGUUAUGUUACAGAAUACAUUGCUGAAGCCUUGUUAUCUCGCAUCGAUGUCCCUGUACAAAAUGGACAUAGCCCGAAGAUGAAUUUGCCUUGGAAGCCUGUGUCUUUUGGUAGUGGCAUAUCUGGUAAAUCACACUUCGAUAUUUUUGAAGAAGCGCUCGCUAAAGAAGAAGACGAGAACAGACUGAAUCAGAAGAAAUUAGAUAUGGCUUUGAGACAAGAGUUUGGCGAGGACUUCCCUGGAACAGACUAUCUUCCAGACAGUGAGUGUGGAGAUGCUUUAAAACCUCUCAGCAGCUCCAACAUGGCUAGACUCAUAAAAACGAAUACCGCGCUCCUGCAGCUUCUUUUCAAAAAGUUCAUCAACACUCCUGGUGUCCUAGUGCCUUCUCUCGUUAAAUUCGGUCGUUACGGAGAACAUCGUCUUAGUAAAGCGGGCAGGACUCGUUUAGAAGGCUACUACGUCGACCAAAUCUGGGGCGUGGGCAGCAACUUGGUGGACGAGCUGUUACUGUGGAGUCCUCUGAUGGUGACGCAAGAGCACGGGACCGGGGCACGAGGCGCCGCAAUACCAGGCGUGCGGGGUACUGACAGACCAACUGUAAUGGUCGCAUCUACUAACGAUGAAACUGGUGAAGGCAUCCUCACGCCGGCGUCUCAGAGCUCUACUGGUAGCUCCGCUUCCACUAAUACUGUCAUAUCAAGCUCUCGUAACGCGAGGGAGUCCCUUUGCCUGAGACCUUCCACACAAGCUGGACGUGUGACUCGUUUCCGCACGCUUAGUUUCAUGACAGAAGGGCGGUGCGACACAUCCACCUUCUUUGCACCUCCUGCCCUCAACAACAACUAUCUUCUCUACCUGCAGGAUGCUUUGCAGAAAUACUCUAGAAGAGGGGUGUUGCCGGGUUGGUGUGUGGAGGCCAGCGAGUGCCUAAUAACAGAGUGCGGACACCUCGUGUCGCAGAGCUGCCUUGACAGGAGCCUCACGGUCGCGCUCGGUGCCUACGCCAGACGCCAGCCUCCGCCCGUGCACCUCAGCGACGGCAACUUCAGCACCGGCGGUGGAGUGGGUUUUUCGAGCGCCUUGGAACAGCUUGUCUGGCAAGUCAACCAAGUGGAGAAAACUGAGCCGGAAACCGAAGAAAAAGAUUGGCCCAUCGCAGAGCUCAUCGAGUCUCUGAGCGUGCUGUGCAGCGUAUGCAGCAGUGGCCUGUGCUUGCUGCAGCUGCGGUCGCAGAGUUUGCUGCACACGUGGACCACGGCUCCUUACUACCUCCUCACCCAAGCUGACCUCCCGCAUAUCAUCGCUCAGUUCAAUAAAAUCAUCAUGGAGGAGCGCGAGUACCUGGUGAAGACGGACGUGCUGCAGCGGGCGCUGCUGGUCCCCUACCGAGAAAAACUCGUCGCCAGGACGCAAGCCCUUCUUGCUUAUGCCAAGCGUCAGGAGUGUGGCGCCGUGGAGGCGGUGUCUGAGGUGUGCCGUACUGUGGCGUUGGCGCACCUGCAGAACGCCAUGCCGAAGCCACCUGUGUGGCGAGGUGUGGGCAGAUUGCCCCAUGAGCCUCAUCCUUAUGUCGCGGAGUACAUCGGCAGCGUAUUACAGCCCGUGCUGGACGCGGUCAGUCAGCUGGGGGAGCAGCUGCAGAGACGCGCUGGAUCAGCUGUGCUUAAAGUCGUCUGCUACGCCUGGCUCGAGCACAUCAGGGUCCAGAAAAUAAAGUUCUCCCUUUGGGGGGCCCAGCAGCUGCUUAAAGACUUUGCAGCGUUGUCUGAGUGGGUGCAGUCGUACCCCGGGCUGUGCGCUGGUGCCAGGGAGCAGGUGCUAGCCGUGGAUGUGCUGAGGGAGUGCGAGGGCGUAGCACGGCUACUAAUGAGGCAGCCGCCCCUCGUUGUUGGCUACUCGUCCCUCAAUCAAGUUGCUCCUCUCACAACCAUCAAAGCUGGUCGUGAGCACGACAAGGCGGUGCGUUUGGGUGGGGAGCGAGAAGAUAUUCCUGCCGAGAUGUACGUGCCUAACCAGACCGUGUGGCUCGGCAGACGCACCCGACCUUCGUCAUCUGUGUGCGUUCGUUCUGCAGCCUGCUGCUCCUGGCCUUACUGAGCUUCCCACUUGGCAGAUCUACCUUAUUUUUCCCGCUGAUUGAAGUAUAAACUAACUUACAAAGUAACUAGUUACCCAUGAUAGUACUCAGACAGUCUUCUACUUCGACAGCCGUUCCAUGUACUUUUACACUUUCUAAGGCAGUAUUUAUCUGUGUAAUUGAACACACUACAUUUUAAAAUGGUUGGAAUUUGUCAAUUAUUCAUCUUAAAUUUCCAAAAAAUUUUCAGAAAUUUGUCCACGUGUUGAGGAUCUCCCGCGCAAAAUAAGAGUUUAUAAAAUUUCACGCAAGACUUACUAUACCAAUUCCAUUAUAAAUUUACUCAUACCAGACCUAUUCGAGUGCUAGUCUAUGCUUCCUACUGUUAUUAUCUAGUGUUCUUCUUGUAGGUCUGUAGGUAUGCCACUGAAGUUCAGUGAUGAUUUAGUACUCAAGACGAGGCUCUCAUAAACUUACGUCUGAAAUAUUGAAGCGAAUGAAUCACAAAGUUGAUGAAAAUUCGUGUUAAAUUGCACUUCAGCAUAAAAGAAAGUUUACCAUUCGCUUUCAAGUUAGAGAAACGACAUUCGAUUUACUAUUAGGAGUUAUAUGUUAACUAAGAGUAGGUGUAAUAUGUUAACUGAAGUACCGGUAUAUCCUGGCCACGUAAUAAUUUCCUCGUGUCGCCAGCAAACAGCCGGGCUGGGUCCCGGACAAACCUUCCAUCACUUCAUGAGGUUUUAGGCUGCGUUUAUAAGCUAUGUUUUAAACACUUGUUUGGUAACAGGACUUUGCAGCGUAGUCAUAGAUGUAGAGAUAAUUGUCACUUACAGUUGCUGUUGGAUAAUAUAAUUUAAGUUAAGUGAUAGCUUAGUCCUUAAAGCUUCCAGCGCAUAAGCCUCGUGAUUCCACAAGUACUACGGUAUAAUUAUUAUAUUUUAAUUGCUGGUAACAGCGCUUAGUCGUGAAGUCCUACUGCAUACAUUUUUCGAUCACUUUGAACAUUCUGCAUUUAUUAACAAAUAUUUUGUUGACCGUAACAGUUGAAUUCGUGGCAAUUUUCAUUUUUGCGCGUGCAAUUGGAGCCGCCCAAUAUUAUGGCACUCUUAUAGUUGUUAAGUUACACUGUAGUGAGCAAAUUUCUAGUCAAGCUUCCAUAUUUGGCAGUUAAUUUAACUGACCUCUACACGUGAAAGCGUCGCUUUGAGUAAGCAACUGCGCUAGUCGUAUUUGCAAUGAUUAUUUGUCGUACUUUAAGAAGCUAUACUUUCUUCCUCAGUGCAGUCAUCUCUGUCUCUCAUCUUCAGGAGUGAUAGUUAAACUUUUUCAUUGAUUUGUAUCAUGUUUUCCGUGACAUCUGUGAAUUAACUCCUUCGUCACUGUC